Molecule: messenger RNA, 1103 nt
Organism: Papilio polytes (common Mormon)
Lineage: Eukaryota; Metazoa; Arthropoda; Insecta; Lepidoptera; Papilionidae
Gene: Aptx
Product: aprataxin
Exons: 2
Coding region: 179-760 (193 amino acids)
Biological process (GO): single strand break repair; double-strand break repair
Cellular component (GO): nucleus
Molecular function (GO): DNA 5'-adenosine monophosphate hydrolase activity; single-stranded DNA binding; mismatched DNA binding
Source: RefSeq, a predicted model, not a curated record
GGUAUGGAGGCAAGCAUUGAGCAGGCAUGUUGCAGUGUUUUCUGGGCAUGUUUUUAUUUUUUUCCGAUAAUAGUUGUUUACUGAUUAGACAUUGGUGAAAUUUUCAAAUACCACACCUAAAAGUGAAUGAUUAUUCUAAGCGAAUAUUCGCUUAAUAAAAACUAUAGAGCUUAACGUAAUGAGUAAAAGGCUUAUGAGUAAAAACAGUCAAAAUGAACUUUCAAAACCAAAAAAACAUUGGUCAAUGGGCUUAGUGGAAUCAAUGAAAGAUGCAGACUUGAUUUAUAAAGAUAGUGACCGGAUUGUCGUUAUUAGAGACAAAUAUCCUAAGGCUAAGAUACAUUUUCUUGUGUUACCAAAGGAAAAUAUUACUAGUAUUUAUAAAUUGACGACCAAGGAUGUGGCUCUUUUACAAGAAUUUGGUGAAAUAUUAAAAAUGAUACAAAUAGAACAUAAAAACCAUCAUCUCAAUGCUGGUUUCCAUGCAGUACCAAGUAUGCAAAGACUUCACAUGCACAUAAUCAGUAAAGAUAUGGUGUCUCCAUGCCUAAAAACCAAAGUGCAUUGGAAUAGUUUUACUACGGCUUUAUUUAAACCUUAUAAUGAUGUUUUGGAAGAAUUAAAAAAAUAUGGGUCUAUUAAAGAAGUAGCUAAUGAAGAAUACAAAACAUUAAAAUCAGCACCACUUAAAUGUAAUCAAUGUAGUUAUGUACCUAAAAAUAUUCCUCAACUUAAAGAACAUUUAUUAACCCAUUUGUAGUUGAAAUUUUGGCAUCCGGAAGUUACAGGUGUCCUGACACAGGGGGAUUUAAUCUUGUUAGUAUAAAGGAACAAUAAAAAAUGUGAUUCAGUCAAUACUUUUUAUUUUCAGUUUUGUGUACAUACUAAAAUUGUAAGUACAAGUAAAAGGGCUUAAUGAUGGAAAAUAUUUUAUUUCAUUCUAAUCCUGUCAGUUUUCUCCUGAAAUUUUGCUUUUCUAAAAAUGCUAAAUUCAUAUUUUUUGAAUAGAAUCUACUUAUAUUUGUCCGCUAGAGACAUGAUUUUUUGUAUUUCUUAAAAAAAUAUUUUAAUAUCAGUGAUUUGUCAUUGAAAAAAUAAAAAGU